AUGAUCACAGUCAGCUUUAUUCAAUUUCCAUUCGUUUCUGAUGGUGGUGCUGCUUGUGAUCUGCACUUGCACUUAUCUGAAGAUGCAGUUCCCUGCCAUUUUGGAGCAGAAAACUGGGUUUGUGUUCCUUUCUUUCGUGAAAUUGGAUUCAUCGAGCUUUGGAAACCGGUUAUUAUCUUCAAGCGUUUGUUUCGAGGAUUCUUUUGGAAGGCUGCUAGAAUAGGUGAGCGUUUGAGCCCUUGGGUCUCCGUGGGAUGCUUCAUGAUGGGUACUGGAGAAGCAGUGAACCCGAAAGCUUACCCACUUGCAGAUGCUCAGCUAGCGAUAACGAUUCUGGAUCUUGUUCAACAAGCUGCUAACUACAAGCAGCUCAAGAAGGGUGCUAAUGAAGCUACCAAGACUUUAAAUCGUGGAAUCUCUGAGUUUGUGGUUAUGGCUGCUGAUGCUGAGCCACUCGAGAUUCUUCUUCAUCUACCUUUACUUGCUGAGGAUAAGAAUGUUCCCUAUGUGUUUGUGCCUUCAAAGCAAGCCUUGGGAAGAGCAUGCGGUGUGACAAGAUCUGUCAUCGCUUGUUCCGUCUUAUCAAACGAAGCUAGUCAAUUGAAACCACAAAUCCAGCAGCUCAAGGAUGCUAUUGAGAAGCUCCUGAUCUAA
Messenger RNA from Arabis nemorensis, 654 nucleotides. The record is from the annotation of a GenBank genome assembly. NCBI's taxonomy places the organism in Eukaryota, Viridiplantae, Streptophyta, Magnoliopsida, Brassicales, Brassicaceae.